AUGUCCUCCGACGCAGACUACGCGUCCUUCCUGGACAAAGCGAACCAAGACACAGGCGCAGCGUCCACUGCACAGAAAUCAAGCAAGCAAUAUUCCACAAAGAGUGUGAACACGGUGGUGCCGAAAGUGUUGGAGGGUGUGGAGGAGUGUUAUAUCUCAGAUGCGGAUGAGCCAUUUGAGCCUGUGAGUUUGAGAUUUGAGGGGCAGCGUGUUUCUGCGGAUGACCUGAAGAAACUUAUUGGACACGAUGCGGAUGUGGCGAGUGUGGGGGUGAAGGAGUUUGAUCCGAAGGAUCAGUACAAGAACGUUAUGGAGGCGGUUAAGGCGGCAGGAAGUGGGGAUGUGAGCGUGUUUAGGGUGGAGCAUGGAGGGACAAGGGCAGAGUAUUAUGUGGUCAGCGUGGAUGAGCCAGAGGGGAGGUUGGUUGGGUUGAAGGCAUUGGCUGUGGAGUCGUAG
Messenger RNA from Lindgomyces ingoldianus, 456 nucleotides. RefSeq lists its product as uncharacterized. The transcript is spliced from 2 exons. NCBI's taxonomy places the organism in Eukaryota, Fungi, Ascomycota, Dothideomycetes, Pleosporales, Lindgomycetaceae. The record is from RefSeq and is a predicted model, not a curated record. The coding region runs from base 1 to 456 and encodes 151 amino acids.